AUGGAUGCAAUUCAUAUUAUUAUGGCAACAUCAACAUCUGCAAAUCCACAUAAUUCACCAAAUAUUCGAAUAGAAAAUCUUGCAAAAAAAAGAAAACUAUCAGCAGUUACUUUUCUAGUUUUCGGAAUUUUAUUGAUUGUCGCUGGUUCUCUACUUGCAUCAUUUGAAAAACAAAGAUUUUCUGUUUCAUUUAUUGUUUUUGGUGGUAUUGGUAUUAUAUUUGCGUUUAUGUAUUGGAUAUCUGCUGAAAAAAUCUUAAUUGCAUUACGGAAAGUGAAUGCUGAACGAAUGAGACAAGCAAGAUAUUAUGCUCAAAAUUCUGGUAAUAUUAAUUUUGCAAAUACAAAUAAUGGAGAUUUCAACCGAUAUGUAAAUCCAUUUCAUACAAGUUUACCCAGUUAUGAACAGAGUGUCUUACAUCAGAUAGAUAUUCCACCGCCUUAUGAAGAAGCAAUCAAAAUUGAACCACCGAAUGAUACAACGAAUAAUUCUAGUCAUGAUGAUUCAUCUACACCUAUUCAUUCAAUAUCAUAUUCAGUUGAUCAAGCAGCUGCGAUGCCAAGUAGAUCUGAAGAAAUGCCAAAUCAAAAACGUACUACAUCGAACCUUUCAUCUCAAUAA
Molecule: messenger RNA, 621 nt
Organism: Adineta steineri
Lineage: Eukaryota; Metazoa; Rotifera; Eurotatoria; Adinetida; Adinetidae
Source: the annotation of a GenBank genome assembly